AGGAGCUACCACAUCUUCUAUCAGCUGAUGACCGGCCACAAACCCGAGCUCUUGGACGCUCUCCUGAUCACCACCAAUCCAUUUGACUAUCCCAUGAUCAGUCAGGGUGAAAUCACCGUCAAGAGUAUAGAUGACGUUGAAGAGUUUAUUGCAACUGAUACUGCCAUCGACAUCCUGGGCUUCACUGCUGAUGAGAAGAUGAGCAUUUACAAGCUGACUGGAUCUGUGAUGCAUCACGGAGGCAUGAAGUUCAAGCAGAAGCAGCGUGAAGAGCAGGCCGAGCCCGAUGGCACUGAGGUCGCCGAUAAAAUCGCCUACCUCAUGGGCCUGAACUCAGCUGACAUCCUGAAGGCUCUGUGCUACCCAAGGGUCAAAGUCGGAAAUGAAUUUGUGACUAAAAGCCAGACCGUGCCUCAGGUGAACAAUAAUGUCAGUGCUCUCUGCAAGUCUGUCUAUGAGAAGAUGUUCUUGUGGAUGGUCAUCAGAAUCAAUGAGAUGCUGGCCACCAAGCAGUCCAGACAGUUCUACAUUGGUGUCCUGGAUAUUGCCGGGUUUGAAAUCUUCGAUUUCAAUAGCUUGGAGCAGCUGUGCAUCAACUUCACCAAUGAGAAGCUGCAACAGUUUUUCAACCACCACAUGUUUGUUCUGGAGCAAGAAGAGUACAAGAAAGAGGGAAUUGAAUGGGAGUUCAUUGACUUUGGUAUGGACUUGGCUGCCUGCAUUGAGCUGAUUGAAAAGCCAAUGGGAAUCUUCUCCAUCCUUGAAGAGGAGUGCAUGUUCCCCAAGGCAUCAGAUAUCACCUUCAAGAACAAACUGUACGACCAGCAUCUUGGUAAAACCAAGGCUUUUGAGAAACCCAAACCUGCCAAAGGCAAAGCUGAGGCUCACUUUGCUCUGUUACACUAUGCCGGCACUGUCGACUACAACGUCACCGGAUGGCUGGAAAAGAACAAAGACCCCCUG
Molecule: messenger RNA, 963 nt
Organism: Notothenia coriiceps (black rockcod)
Lineage: Eukaryota; Metazoa; Chordata; Actinopteri; Perciformes; Nototheniidae
Product: myosin heavy chain, fast skeletal muscle-like
Exons: 7
Biological process (GO): actin filament organization
Cellular component (GO): membrane; myosin complex; actin cytoskeleton
Molecular function (GO): actin filament binding; ATP binding; microfilament motor activity
Source: RefSeq, a predicted model, not a curated record